AUGGAUAAUACUAGCGUAAAUCAUAUUGAUAACAUUGGAAAUGGCGAAGUUAAACAUGGAUACGGCUACGUUCGGAAUUCGAAUUCCGGUGAUGAAGAAGAUGAUCAAAGCUUGUCGAUUGGUGCUGAUAAUAUAAUUUCUUCACAACAAGAAAUUGAUUAUGAUAUAGUCGAGAGUUCAAAAGGAAUAAAGUUUUUUACCCCAAAGGUUGAUGACGCGCUGAAGCCAAAUACCAACACACAAUAUGCAUUGAUGAAUGAGGUUGAAAAGAUGUACAGGACUUACGCGGACAAUGCCGACUUUGAUGUUUGUAUUCAUGCAAAAAAAACAAACAAGCACGGCGAUAUUCAAACUAGGUGGUUGGUCUGCAGCAGGCAGGGAACCCCAAGAAAAAAGGAUUUUGAUUUGUUGGAUAUGCAUGUCGGUGAAAGGAGAUACCGCAAUACAAACAUCAAGCGUUUUGGGUGUAAUGCAUGUAUAAAAAUACAUUUGACGAAGGAUAGGGCUUCUUACGAGAUUUAUGAGUUUGUUGAGGCACAUAACCAUGCAUUGUUCGAUAUUAAUGAUCGUCGUUUCUCUCAGAAAAAUAGACAGAUGAAGUAUACAGACUUCAAAACUGUACUAAACAGCUCGAGUUACAAAGUUGGUGCGAGAAGGGCUCACCGUAUUCAAACCGCAUUGAACGGGGUAUUCGAACAUACGCGAGUCUCCGAAAUCGACUUCAAGAAUUUUAAGAGGGAUGCUGUUGCUUGUGUUGGGAAUAAAGACGCGAAGAUGUUGAUCAAUAAAUUAUCAAACAGACGGGAUAUUGUCCCCGGUUUCUUUUUCGAAUACAAGUGCAAUGAACAAGAAUUGAGCGCAAUUUUUUGGGCAGAUGAAGUUGCUAGAAUUAACUACAAAGAAUUCGAUGACGUCAUAUCGUUUGACGGGACUUUUCGCACUAACAAGCAUGCAAUGAUCUUCGUUCCCUUCCUGGCUGUUGACAACCAUAAGGCGUCCGUUGUUGUCGGAUCCGCUCUAAUAAGCGAUCAAUGUUCGGCGAUGAAGCAGGCUAUCCCGAUGGUUUUCACGGAAGCCAAGCAUAGACUCUGUAUGUGGCACAUUAUGAAGAAGGUGCCUUCAAAGGUUAGUGCCGCACUUAAUCACGAUCCUAACUUCAAUAAAGUUAUCAACAAGCUCGUAUGGAACAUACAUAUUGGGCCAACGGAGUACGAGACUCGUUGGCAUGAGAUGAUUCAUCAAUUCAAUCUAGGUGGGGAUACUUGGUUCACAGAGAUGUAUGAAAUUCGACACUCAUGGAUCCCUGCCUAUUAUAAGGACACGCCGAUGUCUGGACUAAUGAAAACAACAUCAAGAUUUGAGAGUUCGAAUUCGUAUAUUAACAUAUACGAAUCGUACUGGUUUGAUUUGGUUCAAUUCCUUAAUAAUUACGAUGUAGCUAUAGAGAAACAAAGAUACAGACAAUCUAUCCACGAAAAUGUCAUGAGGACGACUAAUCCAAAGUUUGCUACUCCGUUGUGUUUAGAAAGUCAUGCAUCAAGCAUAUACAGUCGAAACGUGUUUUUUGACAUCCAAAAGGAAAUAAAGAAGGCUGUUUGGUUUUGUAAUAUUGAGACCGUCGAAUGCCGUGAUGAGUUAAAGUCAUUCGUGAUAAGCCACAAAACCAAGAUAUCAUCUAACAAAAUUACGUAUCAGGUGUGCCGUAAUUACUCAACAAACACAGUUGAAUGCGAUUGCAACCUAUUCACGCGUAACGGGUCUCUUUGUCGUCAUGCGUUCAAGGUACUGAUAAACGACGAAGUUGAAUCCAUUCCGGAAAAAUACGUAUUACGUCGUUGGAAACGACAGUUAGUUCCAGUACAGAUACAAUCCGCAAGAGUGCGUUAUGGUGAGGUUGAUGCCGAAAAAGAGAAGUGUAUAAUUGAUGUAUAUUCCAAAGUCGAUGACAUAGUAAGCAUCGCCCGUAAUGAUAAAUAUAUAUUGGCUAGACUGGGGCGUAACCUCGAUAAAUUCAUGGGUGAUAUAGAGAAGGAAGUUCCAUACGAAGACCCAUCACAACAAAAGCUGGAUGCGAUUAGAGAUCAUCUAGGUGUUUCCAUACUUGAUGAGGUGGACAUCCUACCAUCGUCUGGAAUAUGGAACAAGGGUUGUGGCACUGGCAAGAGGCUGGAUCGUUUCCGUUGCUUAGUUGCUGUUGUCUAA
This is a messenger RNA of Cynara cardunculus var. scolymus (artichoke), 2202 nucleotides long. Its product is annotated as protein FAR1-RELATED SEQUENCE 5-like. Gene Ontology annotation, biological process: regulation of DNA-templated transcription. The transcript is spliced from 7 exons. NCBI's taxonomy places the organism in Eukaryota, Viridiplantae, Streptophyta, Magnoliopsida, Asterales, Asteraceae. The coding region runs from base 1 to 2202 and encodes 733 amino acids. Gene Ontology annotation, molecular function: zinc ion binding. The record is from RefSeq and is a predicted model, not a curated record.